This is a messenger RNA of Pseudophryne corroboree (corroboree frog), 948 nucleotides long. It is a transcript of the gene CSNK2B, whose product is annotated as casein kinase 2 beta. The record is from RefSeq and is a predicted model, not a curated record. Lineage: Eukaryota; Metazoa; Chordata; Amphibia; Anura; Myobatrachidae. The coding region runs from base 136 to 783 and encodes 215 amino acids. Gene Ontology annotation, cellular component: cytoplasm; protein kinase CK2 complex. The transcript has 7 exons. Gene Ontology annotation, molecular function: protein kinase regulator activity.
AUGCCCCCGGCCGUUUCCUGCCCUUCCUUUUCCGCUACGGCGCAGACAGCGGGGACCGGGCCUUGUGUGCGGCAGUGGCGGCGGGUGUGAUCUGGGAAGAACCGCCGUAUAUCUGGUGAUUGUCCAGCCUGGAAGAUGAGCAGCUCAGAGGAGGUGUCAUGGAUCAGCUGGUUCUGUGGGCUGAGAGGCAAUGAGUUCUUCUGUGAGGUAGAUGAAGAUUACAUUCAGGAUAAAUUCAAUUUGACGGGACUCAAUGAACAGGUUCCACACUAUAGACAGGCGUUGGACAUGAUCUUGGACCUAGAGCCUGAUGAAGAGUUGGAGGAUAAUCCCAACCAGAGCGACCUCAUCGAGCAGGCGGCAGAGAUGCUGUACGGACUGAUCCACGCCCGCUAUAUACUGACUAACCGCGGCAUCGCCCAGAUGCUGGAGAAAUAUCAGCAGGGCGAUUUUGGCUAUUGUCCCCGUGUCUAUUGUGAGAACCAGCCAAUGCUACCCAUUGGUCUCUCUGAUAUCCCCGGGGAAGCUAUGGUAAAGCUUUACUGUCCCAAGUGUAUGGAUGUUUACACCCCCAAAUCCUCCCGUCACCAUCACACAGAUGGAGCAUAUUUUGGCACUGGAUUCCCCCAUAUGCUCUUCAUGGUGCACCCAGAGUAUCGGCCCAAGAGACCCGCCAAUCAGUUUGUCCCCAGGUUAUAUGGCUUCAAGAUCCACCCAAUGGCCUACCAGCUUCAGCUCCAGGCAGCCAGCAACUUCAAAAGUCCCGUGAAGACCAUGCGCUGAGACCUCCCGUGCACACGGUGACCCCAGAGACUCAGAUGAUCCAACCAGUCAAGGAGCAGCGUCUUUUUCUGUGUACAAUUUCUCAACCCUGUUUUUGAUUUUAGUCCCGUUAAAGUGUGUUCAUACAACAGACAAUUGUGGUUAAAUAAAAUUAUAUAGAAUGAA